AUGGCGCAGCAGCUACAGACGCGUGAGAUACCCGAGUACGAUGAUUCGGGGAAUCUGGCGAGGACAUAUGUUGUUUCCGUAGCUGGUGACGGGCGACGCGACAACAAGACGCGGCAAGAUACAGACGCGGAUCCGGACAAAACCAAGAGCAGGAUCGAUAUCAUUGACUCACUCCAGGCUUUUUCGUCUUCCAUUGCAGGAAUGCUGGCUUCAAGAGCCGUGUUACAAGGCGUUGGCGUGGGCGAUUCCAGCGCGAGCCCCACAACUGCACUCCUUCUCUCUGUCGUGCACGACUCAGCUGGACGCCUCGCAACCAUUCUAUUCGCACACCGACUCGGCACCGCCCUGGAGCCCGAAUGCAAAAUGUACCGGCUGGCGGCCGAUAUAUUCAAUGACACAGCCAUGGUGCUCGACUGCCUGUCGCCCGUGUUUCCAAAGGCAGCGCGCAUUGCAGUGCUGAGCUUCUCGAGCUGCUUGCGGGCGCUGUGCGGCGUCUGCGCGGGCAGCGCCAAGGCGAGUCUGAGUGCGCAUUUUGCGAAGAGGGGGAAUCUGGGGGAGGUGAAUGCGGUUCGCUUCCCGAACCUCGUGCCGCCCGCCGUCAAGCUGGCCCAACAAGUGCAGCUCUGUCCCUGCGAAGGCUUCGACCAACAGAGUAGGACAAACGCCCGCCGCGCCUACAAGCAUCUCUGGAAAAGCGUCAUGGUCACCCGGAAACACGGCUCCCAAGCUCUCUCCAUCAGAACCUCGUCCACCGCCUCCAAUUCACCCACACAGUCCCACGCAGACUUCGACGACCGCGACUCCAACAUGACUUUGACCGACUACCACCACCACCAUCAGCCCGCUCCCUUGACCGUCUCCAUACCCAAGAACAUCCCCAGCCCCCAAUGCCGGAAACCCAACCUGGCCGAGAUCCUCAACAACACGGCGCCCCCGCCCUACACGCUGACGUCCUUCAUGGCCUUUCUCUCCCAGAACCACUGCCUCGAGAACCUCGAAUUCACCAUGGACGCCUCGAGGUAUCGCAAGCACUACUCCAAGAUGGUCAGCCGCCAUCCCGGCAGCCCCAUCUCGCCCUUGUCCGACGAGUGCGCAUACGUCCUGAUGCUCUGGCGUCGCUUGAUCGAUGCCUACAUUCGCGAGUCAGGCCCGCGAGAAGUCAACCUCCCAGCCGAGGUCCGCGACAACCUGCUCAGCCUCUCCGACUCGUAUGUCCCACCGCACCCGUCGUCGCUCGAUAGUGCCGUCGCCAAGAUCAACGAACUCAUGGAAGAGAGCGUCUUGGUAUCCUUCCUCAACUCAGUCAGCCCCCACAGUGCGCAUCCCAGUGUCAGCCAUGACAGCUACGCUGGAAGCAAUAUUUCUCGCUCUUCGACGCGCAGCUACGAGGAGCGCAGCAUGUUCUCGCGCGCUUCGCAUCCACCCGUGCCUGCUCACCAGCGAGCAUCGGCGCCCUCGUCGCUCACGUCUGGCUUCAUGCAGUCCCGUCCGUUUUCCCACUCGCGAUUCCACUCGCAACCUACCUCGUCCGGCCCACACUCGGCCACGCGCAUCACGUCGGGCUAUGCCAGUGGUAGCGACGCAUUGACCGAUGACUCGGGCAGCGCUAGCAGUCCCUCGGGCAUGAGCGAUCCAUUGACGCCCCCCGGUACCCCUCCAGUCAGCGAAUACCCCAUGACUGACUUCCACCACGCCUACUACGACCAUGCUCCAUCGAGUGGCACGCCCAGCCCUCGCAACAGCCGCGGAGAGCACAACGGUCUCGCCAGUGCUACCAGGGAUAGCUGGAAGCGAGUCAGCAGCAAGCUAUGGCCUAGGAAGAAGAGCGGUGGCCAGCUCCGAGACGACGAGCCAGGCGUUGUCGAGGGAGGUCUCUUCUGA
This is a messenger RNA of Exserohilum turcica Et28A, 1881 nucleotides long. RefSeq lists its product as uncharacterized. The record is from RefSeq and is a predicted model, not a curated record. The coding region runs from base 1 to 1881 and encodes 626 amino acids. Lineage: Eukaryota; Fungi; Ascomycota; Dothideomycetes; Pleosporales; Pleosporaceae. The transcript is spliced from 5 exons.